Molecule: messenger RNA, 1804 nt
Organism: Tinamus guttatus (white-throated tinamou)
Lineage: Eukaryota; Metazoa; Chordata; Aves; Tinamiformes; Tinamidae
Source: RefSeq, a predicted model, not a curated record
AUGGGAUCGGCCUUUUUGCCCAACAAGAUUGGCAGCUUCUCUUGUCCUGCUGGAAACGCGUCAUGCGCCCUCAAUUACAGCCCAGCAGAAAUUCCCUGUCCCGAGCCCUUCCCGGCCUCCGGAGAGCACCGGGCGUUCGGCUCCAGCGCCAACGGGCAGUGGAGGGGGCUGGCUCCCCCGCUGGGUUCUGGGCUGCCGAAACCUCGAGGGAGCCGAGGCUCCUACCUGGAAUCACGUAAAACCCCCAGCGGGGUGUCCAACAGUUUUGUAGGGAAGUCCAACCACCACUGCCACGCGUCGGCGUUCCCGAUCAAACCUGCGCAGAGCCCCUCCUGGAGCGGCCCGUGCCGGCGCGGCCUGCUCAGCCCCAAGAAGACCCCGAGGCGGCCCGUCAGCACGGCCGAAGAGACGGUUCGGGAGGAAGAGCGAGAGAUCUACAGGCAGUUACUUCAGAUGGUCACAGGCAAACAGUUCUCCACAGCCAAACCCUCCUCGCUGCUCCCCUUCCGCCUGUCCAGAUGUUCAGAUUCCAGUAAAACCUUAAUGAAAGAAACUUCCACCCAGACCUCAAAGCUGUUUGAAUCUCACAGUGUCGCACCAGCCAGUUCAGCACCCAGCACUCUCCGGGCACAGGAGCAGCUGUCCCCCAAACCAUCGCUCUACUCAGCAUCCAAUUAUCCCCCAAAUAUCUUCGAGUCCAAUAACUCCCCAACGCAGCAUCACACAGAAAAUCUACCAGCAUCGAGCACGCAGUCUGAAGGGUCAGACUCUGUCAUUUUGCUCAAGGUAAAGGAUCCCAGAACUCCAGCUCCAAGCCUCCCGUUCUUCCAGGCAGAACUGUGGAUCAAAGAACUGACCAGCGUCUAUGAUUCGCGAGCUCGGGAGAGGUGGCGUCAAAUCGAAGAGCAGAAAGCGCUGGCCUUGCAGCUGCAAAGCCAGCGAUUGCAGGAACAGGAGCACUCAGUGCAGGAUCUGGUGGAUUUAAAUCUUCGAGUUCCCCUUGAGAAAGAAAUUCCUGUCACUGUGGUCCCAGAAGAGAAAGAAGAUGCUAAAUCAGCUGAUGGUGAAGAGGAAUUCCCUGAAAUCACUGAGGAAAUGGAAAAAGAAAUAAAGAAUGUAUUCCGAGGUGGGAACCAGGAUGAGGUCCUCAGCGAAGCUUUUCGGUUAACAAUCACUCGGAAAGACAUUCAGACCCUCAAUAACCUGAACUGGCUCAACGAUGAGAUCAUUAAUUUCUACAUGAACUUGCUGAUGGAGCGGAGCAAAGAGAAGGGUUUGCCAACAGUUCAUGCGUUCAAUACCUUCUUCUUCACCAAAUUAAAAACUGCAGGGUACCAAGCAGUGAAACGGUGGACUAAAAAAGUGGAUAUCUUCUCUGUGGACCUCCUCUUGGUGCCUAUUCAUCUGGGAGUGCAUUGGUGCCUAGCAGUUGUAGACUUCAGGAAAAAAAGCAUCACCUAUUAUGACUCCAUGGGUGGAAUAAACAGUGAAGCCUGCAGGAUACUGUUGCAAUACUUAAAACAGGAAAGUCUUGACAAGAAAAGGAAAGAAUUCGACACCAAUGGCUGGUCCUUGCUGAGUAAGAGGAGUCAGGAGAUCCCGCAGCAGAUGAACGGCAGCGACUGCGGCAUGUUUGCCUGCAAGUACGCGGACUGCAUUACCAAAGACAAGCCCAUCAACUUCACCCAGCAACACAUGCCCUAUUUCCGAAAGCGAAUGGCCUGGGAAAUCCUUCACCGCAAGCUGUUAUGAUGCCGGUGAGAGCGGAUUCCUUGAGGAUUGUAUCAGAAGUGCCCAGAUUUCC